AGUGCAGACGACGCUAUUGGAUGAAGGACGGCCAAGUGAAUUUAUUUAAAUGGACAGCUACUUCUAAUGUCUUGGUGACAGCCAUGCUGGUUAGGUGGAACUGAAGACAGCAGCGCCACACCAAGAUUCUCCAGAUUUCUCCAUAGGGAGCAGGCAGAUAUCCCAGAAGAAGAAGCCCAAACUGGAUAUGUAGCUUCUUUGCAAAAGAUUACUAUGUUCUACCUUACUCCUGACAAAACCCUUGCUGCCUAGGACAGUGGUGGGCUGCAUGGCGGCACGGCGGCUGUGACAGUCUGUGCUGCAGAGCAAUGCAGAAAGCAAUUACGAGCCCUCAGGCAUAUUUAUGUUUUAAGGUCUCCUGCUGUUGCACUCAAAAGUCAUAAACAAGGGAAGAUGUAUAAUUUAACUAAAUUAAAUACAUGCCUGGGCGAAAAUAAUUUGUUGUAAACAUAAAGUAAAGGAAUAUAAAACAAUACAAGUAAGCUUGAUGUCAGCAAGCAAAAAGUGCAUGGGUGAAAAAUACUUGAAUAUUUUCGUUUGAAAACUUUGCUUUAAACAGAUUAAAAGUAUAAACACUCACAUGUGCAUGUUUCGACAAAUGCUUCAUCAACUUCAUAAUUAAAGAAAAGAACAAUUAUGACAAAAGCCCUUGUAAUAAAAAUGAGCCUAAAGAACUGUUUUAAGAAUUAUAUCUCGGACUAGGAAACGCAUGGAUAUUAAACCUGUCAGGGAAACUUGAAGAGAAAUAAACAGUGUUACAAGGAUAGCAAGGGGGGCCACUGCCGACUGCCGGGAUGUACAAUGAGACGUAUGGUCCCCACUGGACUGGGAACCAGCCGCCCCAUCGGUGGUUCAGUGCAGACUGUUACACGGGGAUCAACAUGGCGGACCGCCACCAGCGGGAGGAGUUCAGUCUGUGGCCGCCCAUGCAGGCAAGCACCCCGGUUGCCACGGACAACCACAGCCCGAUGAUGUCAUCUGCCACAGAUCUGUUCAAGUGGAAAGCGUCUUGUCAGGCCAGUCAUAUUGCUCAAGACUUUGGCAACAUCACAUCGGAUGCUAUGAAUAACAACCUGCACCAUUUGAGCAGACACGAGAGCACCAGCAGCAAUGGCAGUUACCGUAGCAACGGUGCGACCAGCGGUCUCAACACCCCAACAACGCCCGGCAACAAUGGUGCCUCGUCUCUAGUCAUACCCCAGCCAGUGAAGCCAUCUAACAUGAAGCAAGCCAGUAAAACAUAUCAGUGUAAAAUGUGUGAGCAGAUAUUUUCCACCAAGUCUGACCUGCUCAUUCACUGUCAGCAGAUCCACAAGCAGGACAUGAAGACAUUCAGCCCAUCAGCAUUUAGAUGCCCACAGUGCCAGAAGUGCUUUGCCAACUCGUCGUACCUGUCUCAGCACAACCGCAUUCAUGCAGGCAUCAAGCCGUACAAGUGUGACAUCUGUGACAGAAAGUUCACCCAGCUAUCACAUCUGCAACAGCACAUACGCACACACACAGGAGAGAAGCCAUACAAGUGCCACCACACGGGCUGUGGGAAGGCGUUCUCUCAGCUCUCCAACCUGCAGUCACACUCCCGCAGUCACAUGACAGACAGGCCGUAUCGCUGCAACUCCUGCUACAAGUGCUACGCUGACGAAGCUGGUCUUAGAGAACACAUACCAAAACACAGCGAGACGAAGCACAUCAAGACCCAGAUCUGCAAAGUGUGUGGGAAGGCUUACACGCAGGAGACCUACCUGGCAAGGCACAUGCUGAAGCAUACGGGAGAGAACAGCAAGCUCCUGGUGCAUCAGGGCUCCUCGGUCAAACAGGAGCCUUCAGAUCAGUCCAGUCUCGAUGCCGCUGUUGACUUCACCCGUCUGCUGGACCGCGUCGAUCGCAUGACCAGCUCUGCGCAAGACAUGUCCAGCUCCGGCAUCAAACCACCUGGAACAUCUAUGUCGUCUGCUUUCAUGCCGCUUGCCCAGUUUUGCUCCAGUAACGGGAAUUCAUCUUCAUAUCCGUAUGGCACCAGUCUGAAUUCUGGACUCCAGUCUGCGUUAAAUUCAAGCAAUUUGAGCCCGUCACUGCCGCAUAUAUCGUCAAUGUCGAAUCCUAGGUAUUUUCCCUAUGAUCCGCUGGGAUUUCGCAAGUCUGAUCCUGUUGAUAGGCUUGUCAAUGAGAGAUUAGCUAAUGAUCGGUUUGUCAAUGAGAGACUUGUCAACGAGCGUUUAGUCAAUGAUCGCCUUGUCAACGAGCGUCUAGUGAACGAGCGCUUAGAACGAAAUCUGAAUGUUCAGUCACGACAAGAAAACGUAUUAGCAAACAGCUUUCUUAGUUUGCAGCAUAUAAAAAAUUACGCUUCGCAGCAAAUGCAGCCAUCGUUUUCACCAUGCCCCAACGGUAAUUCACGUCUGACAUAGGGGGGUCAAAAUGACACUAGAGUUUAGUUUAUGUCUUUUAACUCCACUGUUUGUGACUUUAACUCAUUGUUGUACAAAUACAUUUUACAUUAUGUAUACUAACAUGUAAUUUGUUUAUGUUAUUUUAAUAGCUACAAGCAUUAUUUUAUUGUUAUUCUAAAUGUGUGUAUUAUUAUGGCAUUGACUGAAAAGGUUAUCUCAAGAUGUGUUUUGAAUGAAUUCAAGAGGUGACGCCCAUUUGUUAUCACAAACAAGGCAAAAGUGGAUUAUUGAGGUUAACAAUAGAAGUUUAUCCCUGCAUAAAGGUACACAUUCUUGAAGAUGAGCUGCAGAUGCUACAAUGUAAUUGUUCAACGAAAUAAACAUGUGCCACAGAUUGUGUGAGAAUGGUUAAGAAUAGGCCAUUAGAUGUAACAUAAUGGUUUGUAACACAAAUAAUUACACCAGGGUGAUGGUGUUAGUGUUGUUCUGUGUUCUAAUGGGAGAUAAAUGACUCCUUCUUGUUAUACAUGUAUUUAAAUAUGAACUGUAUGUGCCCCUAAAAAAUAUGGGAGUAGGAUUAUAUAGCUUAAGGAUUCUAAUAGCUGUGGUAUACGAAGCUUAAAUACAAGUCUUGCUUCGAUUUUCAAUUACAAAUCUCUUAGUUAUUGUAAAAUAUAUUAAUUAUGAUUUGUUAUGUAAUCAAAAUAACUUUUUUGUCAAUGUGAAUGUAAUAAUUUGUGUUGCACACAAAGGUUAAAAAUCACAUUCCUUUAUAAAGUGUUACACAAAGUGUUGGAUAACAGAAGUGUUGCCUGUAAAAGAAAAGCCUAAAACAAAUUUUGAAGUGCUUCAAAAAAAUUACUUUCAUUGCAUGCUCAAAUACAUGGUGUGUACUGGUAAUAGAAAUAAGCUGAAUAUGAUUGGCAUCAUGCAAAAAUGGUUGUUAGGCCAUUUGUGGUAAGUGUAGCUACUGGCCCGUCUGUGAUAUUGCACACUCUGGCCAUGAGCUUAGCUGUCGGCUUGUACGUCAUGUAAGCUUUACUGACUUUAUUAGCGGACAGGUGAGCUCCUGACCAGACUGAGCAGAUGUGAAGGCUGGCCUGGACCUAUGCUUGCGGCAUAAACCCCAUUUUUGCAUGAUGCCGGUCAUAUGUUUAUCCAGAUGUCAUUCUAUAUUUUUUAGGGGAACAGUUACACAAGAAUUGAACUGACAGCAUUUGAAUUAAGGCUCAAAAUUGAUAGUUGUGUUUCUUCAUUUAUUUACAAUAUUUUAUGGAACUGUUUAUGUAUACCUAUAUAUGUAGAUUAUUAAUUUUUAGUGCUUAUAAGGGGGAAGCUACUUUUAAUACUUUGUAAAUAUAUCUUUCUUCAGUCUUGUAUCAGUUACCACAACUUGCUGUUUAUAUUUUUGCAGUGUAUUGUUGGUGCUUUUCGCUUUUAUAUUUUUGGAACACAAUUUCCUGCUUCAAACCAUAUAUGUGGGAAAAUUCAAGCAAGUAGCAAAAAAUAUUUCAUAGAAACAUUGAAAUUACUAACUGUGUAAAAAUAUCAACUGUAAAACAACAUUUGAAGUACAAGUACAGAUAUAAAUACAAUCCUAAAUAAUGUACAACUUCUGCUUGCAGAAGAGCAAAAACUAAGAUAAUAAUGACAUUUUCUAUAAAAUCUGUAAUGAUUUUUUUUAGCAGAAAUAUGUCUUGUGUUCAAACAUUUUUGCCUUGAGUUGUCCACUGCCUGCCAUAUUUAAAUGUGUAAGUGAAUAACAUUUGUUCAGUAUUAUGUACAGAGAUUUGUUUAAGAAAUUACUUUUCUCCUAAUAUUUGAGGAUGUAUUUAUUAAAUAAACCCCUGUCUUUGUGUAUAUUUUCGUAGUUAAGUCUCUGAAAUGUUUAUAUUUUUUUAGGAAUUUGUGGAUGAUAAAAUGGCAUAAAACUUUGUUGGCUGCACCGAAGAGCUUUUAUAUUUAUAUAUAUAUUGUAUUCACUUUAAUAAUGUUACCUUGACAGUCAGUGUAAAAUGUGGGUGUAAAUUGUUGUUGAUUAUAUUGUUGUAUAUUAUUGAUUGAUAUAUGUGUAUAUAUUGAAGAUAUGUUGAUGUUUGUAAUCAUCUUUGUUAAAACGCUGCAUUGCCAUACAUUCAACAGAAUAGUGUAUGUCACAUGCAUUGCCAUACAAGUAACAUUCAACAGAAUAGUGUCUGUUACAUGCAUUUCCAUACAUUCAACAGAAUAGACAUGUGUAUGUUACAUGCAUUGCCAUACAUUUAGCAGAAUAGUGUUUGUUACAUGCAUUGCCAUACAUUCAACAGAAUAGUGUAUGGUACAUGCAUUGCCAUACAUUCAACAGAAUAGUGUAUGUUAAAUGCAUGGUCAUACAUUCAACAGAAUGGUACAUGGAUUGCCAUACAUUCAACAGAAUAGUGUAUGUUACAUGCAUUGCCAUACCUCUAACAGAAAAGCUGCAUAAUUGUUUGGUGAAAGCAUUGCAUUUUAUUUCCUUGUACGAUUUUUUUUACAUUGACCAUCUUUAGAACUUCGGCACAUUUAUUAUGUAAGCACGUUAAUACAUGUAUAUUAACCUACAUUUUACAAGGGCAGUUUGAAAUAAAAUGGCUGUAGGUUUUUUAUUAUCAACUUCUGUCUUUUCAUUCAGGUGUGCAAACUUCAGGUUUUUAUCUUUCUUAAGAAUUUUUAUUAGGCUUGUUUGGUUUUCUUAAAAUUCAAAACAGGAAAUAUGUUACAAUACAGUUGAAUGGAAGGUAGAUGUAGCUAUUUUACAUCUGAUUUUGUAAUUUUCAACUAAACAUUCUUUGUCAAGAAUGUCAUGAAAUUGAAUUAAUAGUAACAAUAAUGUAGUUAUAUACCUAUACUUAUUGCCUCUGAGGUGUUUAUGUUUACAGCAUUACAAUUCUUAAUAUAUGGUAAGUACAGCAACAGUUUUCAGAUGUAUGAUGUCCAACUAUAAGUUUGUUAUUAUUAUUGAUUUAAGUGUUUGUAUAAUUGUUUAUAUGUCUAUUUAUUGCAAAGUGCUUGUUCAACUUAAGAGUUGUAAUUUAUCAUACAUUUGUGGUUUUAAAUGUGCUCAUCAGUUAAUUUGUUGUUAUUGUUGUAUCAUUCUAACAGGUAAUGCCUGUCUAAAUAUUCAUGUACUGGUAGACUAUAGUUAGAUAAUUAUGUUAUUGAGUUUUUGCAUGUUUUAUAUUCAAUUUAUGAUGUGUGACGCACUCUGUUAAAUGGGGAUAUGCACAUGUUUCUGAAGUGUCAUCCAAGACAUCUGCACAGGCUAUAUCACGCAUGUAACUUUUAGCCCUUUUUGAAUUUUUGCUAAGAGCAGACAUUUUAAAGCAAAAAAUACAUUAAACGCCAAAAGUGUCGUCCUUGAUAAACAUUUGCUAAUCUGGGAUGACACUUUAUGCCCAUGAAUUAAAUCAGUUUUCGCAGAACAUGGCUCAUUUAUAGACAGUGCAUGAUUGAGCUUCGAGAAGCGAUCAUGCUGAUAAUUAAUAGAAUUUCAACUUGUCAAAUCAUAAUUACUUUCUUACUAUAUUUGUAUGGCUCUGACAGUUACUUUGUAAUUUCUCAUGCAAUUUUAUAAUAACUUAAAUGACAACCUUGAAGAUGCAGACGCUUGUUUCACCUAUCUCUCUUCCUCAAAGGUCAACUUCAUACUUAGAGGUCAAAAGUCAAAUUUGGCUUAUAAAGAGUUUGUUGUUGUUGUGAGUGGAGUUUUCAGACAUAAGUGGAAUGUGGGCACGUCUGUGUCCUAAGGGAUACAUGCAUUGAAAAGCAGUAGAUAUGUUAACCAGUACGCAAGGAAAACAUUUUGUUGGUAUUUGGUAUUCCAGCAAUUAUUGCUUUUAAAACAGCAGAAUACUAUUUGAUAAAUAAUUGAUAAAAUUACUUGCAUUUAUAAAUCGAUCAAAAGACACAUUACUUGACUAGAAAUCAGUUGUUUGUCUCGUUUCUAUUUGAGCACUCUUAUUUUUUUAACACUGAUUGUGCACAUUUUUUUUAUUAUUAAAGUUUUUUUUAUUGUAUCUAAUAUUUACUGCAAUUUUGAUGUUUUUUAUGCUGAAAAUGUUUGUUUAUGAUGAAUGUUUCUGUGUUAUUAAUUUGAGACUAAAUGAUCGAAUAAUGCUCAGUUUUUAUGCCCCCCUUCGAAGAAGAGGGGGUAUAUUGUUUUGCACAUGUCGGUCGGCCCGUCGGUCCGUCCACCGAAUGGUUUCUGGAUGAUAACUCAAGAACGCUAAUGCCUAGGAUCAUGAAACUUCAUAGGUACAUUAAUCAUGACUCGCAGAUGACCCCUAUUGAUUUACAGGUCACUAGGUCAAAGGUCAAGGUCACUGUGACUCGACACAGAAAAAUGGUUUCCGGAUGAUAACUCAAGAACGCUUACGCCUAGGAUCAUGAAACUUCACAGGUACAUUGAUCAUGACUCGCAGAUGACCCCUAUGAUUUUCAGGUCACUAGGUCAAAGGUCAAGGUCACAGUGACUUGAAACAGUAAAAUGGUUUUGGGAUGAUAACUCAAGAAUGCUUAGGCCUAGGAUCAUGAAACUUCAUAGGUACAUUGAUCAUGACUGGCAGAUGACCCCUAUUGAUUUUUAGGUCAAAGGUCAAGGUCACAGUGAUUCGAAACAGUAAAAUGGUUUCCUGUUGGUAACUCAAGAACGCUUAGGCCUAGGAUCAUGAAACUUCAUAGGUACAUUGAACAUGACUGGCAGAUGACACCUAUUGAUUUUCAGGUCACUAGAUCAAAGGUCAAGGUCACAAUGACUUGAAACAGUAAAAUGGUUUCUGGAUGAUAACUAAAGAAUGCUUAGGCCUAGGAUCAUGAAACUUCAUAGGUAUAUUGAUCAUGACUGGCAUGUGACCCCUAUUGAUUUUCAGGUCACUAGGUCAAAGGUCAAGGUCACAGUGACCUGAAGCAGUAACGUGGUUUCUAACGUAUUCACACAAUGGCUGCCACUACAACUGACAGCCCAUAUGGGGGGCAUGCGUGUUUUACAAACAGCCCUUGUUUAAGAGUAUUCUUCCUUAAAAUAAAUAUUUAUUUAUCAGUGAACUUCAGAUGUCAAAAUGUAAUUCAACAACGUUUCAUUGCACAUUCUUUUUCCAUAAUCUUAAGCUGCAAACAAUGAUUGGGUAGAAACGUUGGCACAUAUUUUUGUUUAUAACUUAUUUAGCAGAAUUAUUCUUACUUAGUGGUUAGAACAAUUGGGUUAACAUUUCCAUGCACAAACUCCCUAUCUCGUAAUUUACCACAGAUAUUUAAUAAUUUGUAACAUAUGAUCAUGGGCUAUAUAUGUACAGUCACUGACUUCUUCAUUUACUUAUACAAGCCAUGGAUAGGGUUUGAGAGCAACAGAUCCAGUCCUGGCUGCAAUCCUUGGAUAGGGUUUGAAAGCAACAGAUCCAGUCUAUGCUGGGGAUGGGGUUUGAGAGCAACAGAUACAGUCUAGGCUGGGGUUUGAGAGCAAAAGAUCCAAACCAGGCUGGGGUUUGAGAGCAACAGGUACAGUCCAGGCUGGGGUUUAAGAGCAACAGUUACAGUCCAGGCUUGGGAUGGGGUUUGAGAGCAACAGAUCUUCUCCAGGAAGGGGUUCGAGAGAAACAGAUCCAGUCCAGACUGGGGUUUCUGAGCAACAGGUCCAGACCAGGCUGGGGUUCGAGAGCAACAGAUAAGUCCAGGCUGGGGAUGGGGUUUGAGAGCAACAGAUUAAGUCAAGACUAGGGAUGGGGUUUGAGAGCAACAGAUUAAGUCCAGACUUGGGAUGGUGUUUGAGAGCAACAGAUUAAGUCCAGACUGGGGAUGGAGUUUGAGAGCAACAGAUCCAGACCAGGGUGGGAAUGGGGUUUGAGAGCAACAGAUACAGUCCAGGCUGGGGUUUGAGCGAAACAGAUCCAGACCAGGGUAGGAAUGGGGUUUGAGAGCACCAGAUCCAGUCUAGGCUGCAAUCCUGGGAUAGGGUUUGAGAGCAACAGGUCCAGUCCAGGCUGCAAUCCUGGGAUGGUGUUUAAGAGCAACAGGUCCAAUCUAGGCUGCAAUCCUGGGAUAGGGUUUGAGAGCAACAGGUCCAGUCUAGGCUGCAAUCCUGGGAUAGGGUUUGAGAGCAACAGGUCCAGUCUAGACUGCAAUCCUGGGAUAGGGUUUGAGAGCAACAGGUCCGGUCUAGACUGCAAUCCAGGGAUAGCGUUUGAUAGCAACAGGUCCAGUAUAGGCUGCAGAUAAUUUGUCUUUACAUUGAAAGAAAAUUAUAAUGUCUUAAUACCAUUUUCUUGUUCAUAGUAAGGCAUCUAAACAUAAUGACACUUAGUUUUCAGACAGUCUUCAUUUUUAGACAUCCCCAUUUUUAGCCAAAAUAAAUUUUUUUUGGACUUGUUGAUUUUUGCCCAUAAUUUAUUACUCCAAAUUUUCGGACAAUUCAUUUUACAAUGUUCUUUUAACAGAAUUCUGCCAUAUUGUGCUUAUGAGGUGGCACUUCCAUCAUGUAUUUUUACAACUGGAUUAAGGUCAUACCGGGCAGAUGAAUGCCUUAAGGCAAUUUACCAUUACAUUUGCCUUAUUGCAUAGCAAUAAUAGAAAUUGGUUUCACCCAACAGCUUAAAGUGAAACAUAUAUCAAAAUAAUGUUUGCUAUACCCCAUGGUACUUCAAAAGCCUGUGCUAUUAUUCGCGUAAACAAUUUUCGUUAUACAUAUCGCAUAUCUGAAUGCGAUCGUCAAUGCAACAUGUCUCUUAAUUUUCGAAACCUGUAUUUUUGUCUCUUAAUUUAAAUUAUUUUGAAUAUUUCUGUAUCUAAAUUUUCAGACACAAAAUAAUUAAAUUAUUUUAAAGUGUACGAAAAUUUAAUGGAUAAUGGUUUUUUUUUUUUAAGGUUUAAGAUAUUUAAGUUUUAACAAUAUCAGAAUUUCUCAUGAGCUGACAAGCAUCAAGUUGCUUGAAGUACUUUUUAUUUGUUGACGUUCCUUUUCGAACAAUUUUUAGUCAUUUGGCUUUUAUUGAUUUUUUGUAUGUAUAAGAUGUUCCAGACAUUCUGAUUUAUGGGAUAUUCUGUUCUGUGUUUUCAAUGUAAGGGAUUAAUCAUUAUACAUGUUAUCAUUUUGUUGCUGACAGACAACGCUAAAUAUCUGUAGUGCUAAGUUUAUAUGGUUACUAUUUGUUAUAUAACAAACAGCUUUUGUCUGAAAAUACUGUGUGUAUCAUAUUUUAACCUUAAGUUUAAUUUAGCAUCUCGGGAUUGUAUGCAAUUAAAUAAUGCUUGCCAGUCAUUUUACCCAAAGAAAUGCAUAACUGCUAGUUUCUUUUGAUUUCAACAAAAAUCCAAUUUUAUUAGAAUUGUUUAAAGGGACCUUUUCACAGAUUUUGGCAUGUAUUGCAGUUUGUCAUUAAAUCUUUAUAUUGAUAAAUGUAAACAUUUGAUCUUGAAAGCUACAGUAAAAGAAACAAGAAUAAAAUUAAAGAAAGAAAAAAAAGUAACCCUCAACUGGGCUGGAACCACUGACCCCUGGAGUAAAAGUCUUACUCUUAGACCACUCGGCCAUCCGUGCCCAUACAAUGAGUGAUAUGUCCAAUACUUUAUAUAAGCAGUAUAUUUUGACAAAAUAUAAAACGACAACAACAGAACUCUCCAAAUUAUUGUUUUGCGUUGCAAUGCUUUAUUAUUUUCAGGUUUUUAAAUCAUGAAAAGAUGCAUUUAAUGGAUAUUUUAGAGCAUGGUAAAUGUUCAGUAUUACUGUUUAUGAAAAAAUAUAACUACAACAAAAAAUUGUGAAUCUGAGAAAAUAUUUUUUCAAUUUUGUAAUUAGGUCCCUUUAACUUAAAUUUGUAUUAACAAACCUUUAAGCAAAUAACUUAUCAAAAUAAGCAAUUGUUAUAUUUCUGAAAUGCAUUUUUUAUUAAUUGGUUUGUGUGAGUGUCUUUUCCUCAUAAACAUUUUGUCAGAAAGCCAAAAAUUCUAAGUGUGUGACUAAGGACAAAGAUACAUGGUACAGGGUUAAUUUUUAAGUAAUUUGUUUACUCUUUUUUAAUACAAAACUGAAAUAUAAUGCUCAAAUGAAUAAAAGUAUCAGUUUAUUCCCAAUGCACUUUACUAGUUUUUGCAAACAAAAUAAAUAUUUUCUAAACAUUAACUUUACAGAUAUCAGAUAAAAUAGGUAAUUUCUCUGUAUAUUAACUUUCCAAUUUUCACUUUGCUUCUGAGUGGGAAAGGGUUAAAUAUCAUUUGACUUACAAUAUUAACAUUAGAAGAAAAACUCGAAACAUUUUAUAUAGUAUUAAGUGUUUUUAGUAUUAACACUAAUCAAAAUAAAACUGUUAACAAUUUUAUAUUUGAACUGUAAGUGUAAACUUUCUUAUCUUCAUUGACUUUUCUAUGGUGUGAUGUGUUUCUGAGUGUAGUGUUGAUGGUGUAUCUAUGGUAACAGCUUCAUAUUGUGCAAGUGGACCUGUGAGUGUAGUCGUAUUCAGUAGUUACCGCUAAGCAAAUUAUUGCUUCGUUACCUGUAAAACAAAAUAAAAUAUUUCAACAAAGUUG
Messenger RNA from Dreissena polymorpha, 10922 nucleotides. Its product is annotated as zinc finger protein rotund-like. Gene Ontology annotation, biological process: negative regulation of transcription by RNA polymerase II. Gene Ontology annotation, cellular component: nucleus. The transcript is spliced from 12 exons. Lineage: Eukaryota; Metazoa; Mollusca; Bivalvia; Myida; Dreissenidae. The record is from RefSeq and is a predicted model, not a curated record. Gene Ontology annotation, molecular function: RNA polymerase II transcription regulatory region sequence-specific DNA binding; DNA-binding transcription repressor activity, RNA polymerase II-specific. Bases 795 to 2408 code for a protein of 537 amino acids.